Molecule: messenger RNA, 1194 nt
Organism: Ostreococcus tauri
Lineage: Eukaryota; Viridiplantae; Chlorophyta; Mamiellophyceae; Mamiellales; Bathycoccaceae
Product: Ribosomal protein L4/L1e,eukaryotic/archaeal,conserved site
Exons: 3
Coding region: 1-1194 (397 amino acids)
Biological process (GO): translation
Cellular component (GO): ribosome; cytosolic large ribosomal subunit
Molecular function (GO): structural constituent of ribosome; RNA binding
Source: RefSeq, a predicted model, not a curated record
AUGCCCGCGGCUCUCCCCACGGUCACCGUGCAAAACGGCAACGGCGCGUCGUGCGCCAUGCCGGAGGUCUUCCUCUCCCCGAUCCGCGCUGACAUCGUGAACGCCGUGCACACCGGCCUCGCGAAGAACGACAGGCAAGCGUACGCCGUGUACCGACGUGCCGGCCACCAAACCGCGGCCGAGUCCUGGGGCACCGGUCGCGCGGUCUCUCGUAUUCCGCGUGUGCCGGGCGGUGGUACCCACCGCGCCGGUCAAGGGGCGUUCGGUAACAUGUGCCGCGGUGGUCGCAUGUUCGCGCCGACCAAGACCUGGCGCCGUUGGCACCGACGCGUGAACAUUAAGGAAAAGCGCUACGCGGUGUGCUCCGCUAUCGCGGCGUCCGCCGUGCCGUCGCUUCUCCUCGCGCGCGGUCACCGCGUCGAGGGCGUCCCGGAGGUUCCGCUCGUCGUCGACGACAGCGCGAGCUCCAUCAAGAAGACGGCCAAGGCUGUCGAGCUUCUCAAGCAGCUCGGCGCGUAUGCUGACAUCGAAAAGGUGAAGGCGAGCCGCAACGUCCGCUCCGGUAAGGGUAAGAUGCGUAACCGCCGUUACGUCCAACGCCGCGGUCCGCUCGUCGUCUAUUCGGAAGACAACGGCGUCACUCGAGCGUUCCGUAACAUUCCUGGCGUUGAGUUGUGCUCCGUCGAUCGCCUCGGCUUGCUUACGCUCGCCCCGGGUGGCCACGUCGGUCGCUUCAUCAUCUGGACGAAGAGCGCGUUUGAGAAGCUUGACUCCAUCUUUGGCACCUCCACUUCCAAGAGCGCCUCCAAGAAGGGCUGGAAGCCGCCGACCAACAUCAUGGCGCAAACUGACUUGACUCGUCUCAUCAACUCCGACGAAAUUCAGUCCGCUCUCAACGCGCCGAAGCUCGGUGCGAUUCGCGCCCACGCUCCGCUCAAGCGCAACCCUCUCAAGAACAAGUCCGCCAUGGACAAGCUCAACCCGUAUGCCAAGGUUGCUCGCGAGAUGCAAGCUCGCGCGCAAGAGGAGCGAUCCAAGGCCAAGGCGGCGAAGAGCAACGCGGCGCGCUCGGCGGUCGGUCAAAAGUUCUACGAAUCUAUGAAGGUCGACUCCAACUACGAGGGCGAGCUCUUCGAGGACUUCGACGACUGGCUCACUCGCGGGGCGCCGGUGGUCCAACAAGGCGACGAAUAG